AGUCAUCUAGCUCAGACAGCUAGCCUUCUGUGGUCGACAUUUGAUAUGAUAAUAUAAAAAAGCUGUGAUCAUGGCGGGUUCCGUGUCUAAUUUAGAAGUCUGCGAUUUAGCCUAUUCUGGAAAAAUUGAUGAAGUAAAAAAAUGCAUCCUUUCCGAUAAAUCAUUGGCCACUAAAACGGAUCAGGACCAGAGAACAGCUCUACACUGGGCCUGUUCUGCUGGCCACACAGACAUUGUAUCAUUUCUGUUGGACCUUGGUGUCGAAGUGAACAUAAAUGAUGAUGCUUGCUGGACUCCCCUUCAUAUUGCAGCUUCAGCUGGCAGAGAGGAAAUUGUGCGAUCCCUGAUAUCCAAAGGGGCUCAACUGAAUUGUGUCAACCAGAAUGGCUGUACACCUCUGCACUAUGCAGCAUCAAAGAAUAAAUUUGAAAUAGCACGCAUGUUGCUGGAAAAUGGUGCCGAUCCCAAUGUCACAGAUAAACUGGAAUCCACUCCAUUACACAGAGCCUCCGCUAAAGGGAACUAUCGCCUGAUUCAGCUUCUGCUGGAACAAAGUGCUUCAACAAACAUCCAAGAUUCUGAAGGAAACACUGCCUUGCACUUGGCUUGUGAUGAAGAAAGAGUAGAGGCUGCAAAACUGCUUGUGGAACAUGGAGCCAGCAUUUACAUUGAGAAUAAGGAAGAGAAGACCCCUCUGCAAGUUGCUAAAGGAGGACUGGGAGCACUGCUUAAGAGGAUUGUUGAGGGUUGAUUAUAUCCUACCCAUCUGUGAAAGAACUUUUGCAGUACCCUGUAAGAAUAUACAGCUAUAUCUUGAGCUGUCGAGAGAGGAACGAAAUAGCCUCUUGUACGAUUCCAUAGGAGUGUUAAACAAACAAGCAAAAAACAUGCUCCUAUAUCUGCAACUUGAACUACAUAAAGAUGUCCACCAUGUAGUGUGUUAAUUCCAGUUGUUCUAUUUGUUUUGUUGGAAAAGGUCCAAUAUAAAAGCUUGCACUUACUUUAAACAGAGUGUACUUAAAUCCUAUUAUUAAUUUGGUAUUUAUGCAUUGCAUAACUAUUAAGUAUUUGUUUGAUGUUAAUGAUAACUAUAGGUCUGUUUUACAACCUUGCUGUUGGCUCUUGGCUGUUCACACUGAUAUUAAGUGUAUGCAUUUUGUAUGGAAUGAUUUUACUUGCUUUGACCAAAAUGUACAUAAAAAUAGUAGGAAAUGAA
Molecule: messenger RNA, 1216 nt
Organism: Sardina pilchardus (European sardine)
Lineage: Eukaryota; Metazoa; Chordata; Actinopteri; Clupeiformes; Clupeidae
Gene: psmd10
Product: proteasome 26S subunit, non-ATPase 10
Exons: 5
Coding region: 71-751 (226 amino acids)
Biological process (GO): positive regulation of JNK cascade; negative regulation of canonical Wnt signaling pathway
Cellular component (GO): nucleus; cytoplasm
Molecular function (GO): protein binding
Source: RefSeq, a predicted model, not a curated record